This is a messenger RNA of Periconia digitata, 1631 nucleotides long. The record is from the annotation of a GenBank genome assembly. NCBI's taxonomy places the organism in Eukaryota, Fungi, Ascomycota, Dothideomycetes, Pleosporales, Periconiaceae.
AUGACGUUGGUCAGUUCGUACAACGUAUCCAUACCGUACCGCUGCAGCACAGUCAUGCGAUAUAUGUAUACCUGCCUAUAUUGCAUUUUCCGAAACGGAACCACGGCGUUCUGGAUUGUAAUGCGAUUGAGAAGUGGGAUGGAAGAGAGGCGAGCAAGCAAGCAAAGCAGACCACCAGUCACUCCUUCGUCAUCGCCUCUCUCGCUCACCUACUUCUCUCCCAUGGACGGACAGACGGUGUGUGGUGAGACGGUCCGUAAUCAAAGCCGGUUUGGGACGGCAGGAAGAAAAGGAAGGAGACGAUUGGGAAUAAACAGUACAGUCAGUCACCAAGGUACGUACCGGAGUACAAAGACAGGAGUAGCGGGUACGUGCGGUGCAAUACAAUCAAUACAUACGGUACAGGGCAUGGUGGCAUGGCCGGGGUGGGCACCGGCGGUGGGCGGGCGGCGGGCGCAUGCGUGUGCGUGACGAGACAGACGGGGAUGGCAUUAGCACUCGUGCAUGGAUGUGGGCUGGGUGGUUGAUGGCGUUUGUGCGGCCCGAGAGAGUCAGCUUCCUCUGGAUUCAGCAGCGGCUGUAUCCGCCUCGCGUGCGAUCGUCGGCAAAAACCCAAUCAAUCAUUCAUUCAUUCAUUCAUUCGUUCAGUCAACCACCUCAAUCAUUGCAUCAACCCACGGACCGCAAGCACUCCAAUUCCGAGCAUUGGAUGCCAAUGGACGAACCAGGAAUACAAUGCAAAAGGCUAUUGCUGCCAGUGUGGUUGCCGCUACGUGAUAGUACAAGAGUACAAGCAAGCAAGCAAGCAAGGCGGAUUACAACACCAGCAACGACAUCAUCAUCAUCAUCAUCAUCAUCAUCAUCAUCAUCAUCAUCAUCAUCGUCAUUCUCUCCAUCUCUCUCUUUCUCUCUUUUUCUUCUUUCUGCACACGCUCACACACACUGAUAGCCGGCCCGCCCGUUUGCCGGUGUGUCUGCCGCCUCUUUGCCUGCUCCCACAACUGACGCCCGCUUACCGCUUCUCGCCUCUCUCUCGCCCUCAUCCGCUGGUCGCACGCCGCAAAGCUGCAUGCUAGCGGAAAGCAUGUCCCUGUCCCUUUUCCGUCUGAACACUAUAGUGGCCGCGUACUAUGGAUGAACCAACACGCACCGCCGUCGUCCAGCCUGGUAGCCCGCCAUGCUCCACUCGCCGGCCGGAAGCCGCCACCCCUAAUAAUAAGUCCCCCAUCACCAUAACGCGACUCGCUUCUGCCGGCCUUUUCUCCCAACGCUGGUUCCAACAGUGAACCGUGGGUGGGCGACAGCAUUAGUGGCCAGAUGGUUCACUUUGUCCACCGCUACCGCUACCCGCCGUGCCUCCUCCUCUUCAUCAUCAUCACCAUCAUCAUUUGCUCAGUGCACGGCACUACUACUAAUACUACCAUCACCACCACCGCUACUGCUGCUGCUGCUGGUCAAUGCCGGCGGCUGCCCUGCCCUGCCCUGCCCUGCCCUGCCCUGCCCUGCGCGUCGGAAAAGGUGGCAUCCAUCCUGCCAGCCUGUCACUCCGUCCUCGGGCAAUCCGCCGCCCCCUCCUCUUCCCCUCUACUGUGCAAUUUGCUCCUUUGCUGGCUUCCUGGGGGAUCCUGACC